This is a messenger RNA of Dipodomys ordii (Ord's kangaroo rat), 1789 nucleotides long. RefSeq names its product centromere protein J-like. Gene Ontology annotation, cellular component: nucleus; centriole; centrosome. The transcript is spliced from 11 exons. Gene Ontology annotation, biological process: cilium assembly; centriole elongation. NCBI's taxonomy places the organism in Eukaryota, Metazoa, Chordata, Mammalia, Rodentia, Heteromyidae. Bases 1 to 1680 code for a protein of 559 amino acids. The record is from RefSeq and is a predicted model, not a curated record. Gene Ontology annotation, molecular function: tubulin binding.
AUGUCUUCGCAGGAGUCAGCGGCGGGCUGGGGCUUGCAGCGUGUGGGGGUGCUGACGGGUCACCCGGGGCCCACAGAGCCAGCGGAGCUGAGCCGCGCGGAGGACCCGCGUCCAGCAGCUGUGGCGGAGCGCAAGAAGCCGGCCACCAAGGCCAGGGUCCCCUGGGAAGAAGGCCCGGCUCAGGAGCUGCUGGUGAGGACGGUUCCCUGGCGGAGCGUGAAACAGGCCACAGAGACCAGGUCACAUGCCACAGUAAUAGCUAGAAAAGCGCAGAGCCCCCAGUUCACGCGGCCCCUGCUGGACGGAGGGCGCCGCGUGUCCUCCCGUUCUCCUCGCUGGGCUCUGGCGGGCAGUGCUUGGCGGUGUCCGAGGGGCGGUACCCGGGGGUGUCCGAGGGGCGGUGUCCGAGGGGCGGUGUCCGAGGGGCGGUGUCUGAGGGGCGCCCGGCCUUCUCCCCCCCAGCGCCUGCAGAAGCUCGUCUGCCAGCUCCAAGGAGAGCUCCGGGCGCAGGCGUCUCGGUGGUCAGCCGCUCACAGGAGACUCCAGAGUCAGAUGGACGUGCUGGCUUCACAGAACCUGGAGCUCCGGGAGGCGCUGAGAGGUUUGGGGCUGCAGCUGCUGCAAGCGUCCGAGGCGCCGCCCGCGCCCGUCCCCACGGGACAGUCCAGCCCGCGGGUUGCACACGCACCGCCGCCCGUGCUGCGGAAGCCCCGGGGCGGACAGUGGCCUGCGCCGGCCUCCCGCCUCCCGCCGGAGGAGGCCGUGGCCGCAGCUGUCCAGAAUGGUCCGGCUGCUCUGCGCGGGGUCACCAUAGUGGCCGGCGCUGAGGGAAGUGUGGCCGCGCUCCCCCCAACACCGCGGCACCUGCGGGCCCUGGCUGCACCCCAGGAGGGCAAGGCCAAACUCUCAGACACGUGCUCUCCCAUCUCAGAGGGCUCUGAAGACAGGCUUCUGGACCUGGCCCCGGUUCUAGCCGGCGAGUUCCCCGACUCGGUCCCACGUGACACAGAGCUGCAGACUCUCCCUGUAAGCCCAGGGCCUUCCUCAGAGCCCGUGGACCAGGUGACCACUGCACCAGAGAAGGAGAAGACCCAGGAAAAGCAGCACCCACGCGGCAAGGUGGAGCAGGUUUUGAGUGAUGGCCGCACCAUCAUCACGUUCCCCAACGGCACCAGGAAGGAGAUCAGUGCGGACAAGAAGACCACACUCAUCCGGUUCUUCAACGGCGACAUGAAGAAGAUCAAGCCGGACCAGAGAGUGGUUUAUUACUACGCUGAUGCUCAGACAACGCACACGACCUUCCCAAAUGGCAUGGAGAUUGUGCAGUUCCCAAACAAGCGGACCGAGAAGUUCCACCCCGACGGCUCGAAGGAGACGGUCUUCCCGGACGGCACCGUGACGCGUCUGCGCGGCGGCUGCGAGGAGACAGUCUUCCCGGACGGCACCGUGGUGUGCGUGCAAAGGAACGGUGACAGGACCAUCACAUUCAGCAACGGGCAGAAGGAGAUCCACACCGCGCACUUCAAGCGGAGGGAGUUUCCUGACGGGACCAGCAAGACCGUGUACGGCAGUGGCUGCCGGGAGAGUGAGCACGCUUCCGGAAGGCUCAAGGCCAGAGGCCAGACCGGCAGUGUCAUCCCGGACCGGAAAGCCCAGCCCCCCGCAGACAAGCACUGCUAAAGGAGCAGCUGCCCCUCAACGGUCUUGGAGACGCCCCACACUUUAGGAGCACAGGCCACCUGGAAACGGCCAACAUCCCAGGUCCUGCUUGGCGCAAGUGCUCUGAACG